CACAAAAUGGCUGCGCCCUUGGAGGACGACGAGGACCCGGUCUCCGAAAACUUUUACUCGCUUUUGAAUGUGUCUACGGAUGCAUCGACAGAUGAAAUUAACUAUGCCUUCCGCCGACUAAGUAAGACCUACCACCCUGACAAACACACAGACCCAGUGAAGAAGAAGAAGGCAGAAGUUAUCUUCAACAAACUUAAACGUGCAAAUGAAGUUUUAAAGGACCGACACAAGAGGGCAAUCUAUGACAUGUAUGGAGAGAAAGGUCUUGAGACAGAAGGUUUGGAGGUUAUAUCACGGACCAAGUCUCCAGCUGAGAUUAUCGCGGAGUAUGAGCGUCUCCAACGGGAAAGGGAAGAGAGACGUCUUCAACAGAGAACAAACCCCAGGGGAAAUGUCACUGUCGGAAUCAAUGCAACUGAUCUGUUCGACAGUUACGGUGACUAUGACUCUGAUCCUGACUAUGGGCAGAGCACAGUGAUAGAGAUGAGCAGUAUGAGCAUCUCCCAGUCUGUAGAAUGUCCGCUGACAGUGAAAGAUACCGCCAUCAUCUCGGGGAAUCUCUCGACACAGAACGGCACCGGAUCAGGGGCGUUUGUCGCAUCAUGGCGGAGGCUGACCUCAGACAAGGGUUGGAUGGAGCUUGAGACUGUAUUUGGAAAUGGCCUUGGAGGAAGUAUUAAAGGUUUUCGGCAGUUAACUCGAAGAUGCUACGGCACGUGUGCAGCAUCUCUACAGGGGACGUCCAGAUCACUCCGGCCGGUACUCUCAUCAACAAUAGCAUAUCAGUUUGACCGCCAUCUCCAAGGCCGUAUGACAUGGAACAUGGGCUUCCAGUCGUCCAUGACAACAGCCUUGGUGUACGACUCCCAAAAGUACCAUAGUGCACUGAUGCUGAUGAUGGGCAUGAGGAAGUCAUGGCACAUUCAGGCCAGUGUGACAAGGAAGUUCCAGGAGCACGAGGCCAAGCUCAGAGUUGCUGUAAAAAUUGGUUCUCAUGGUUACCUGCUAGAGUAUGGUUUUGAGAAGAAGAUCACCCAGUUCAGCUUCCUGGGUGCCACGAUGGGGAUCAGCCUCCCGCAAGGCAUCCACCUCAGAGUCAAAUUGUUUCGCGGUACUCAAACAUUCUUGUUCCCCAUCCACUUGUCUGAGACAUUGUCUCCAUCAGCUGUAUUCUAUGGAACCGUUCUUCCUGUAGUUGCCUUCUUUGUUGUCCGCAACCUCAUCGUCAACCCUUUCCUGAGACAGCAGAAAGAAAAGGAGUUAGAGAAGACAAGGAAGGAGCACUCAGAGAAACUGGCUCAGAGGAAAACAGAGGCUGAGGCCGCUGUUGAGCUGAUGAAGGAGACAGUGGAGAGGAGUCUGGAGGCGGAGGAGAAGAAGGGAGGACUGGUUAUCAUCAAGGGACUCUACGGGAAACUCAUCACAGACGAUGAUGGAGAGUUGAUAGACAAAGAGUGUUUAGAUGUCAGCAUUCCGCUCCAGGCGCUGGUCAAGGAGUCAAAACUUAUCCUCCCAGAGAACACAACGAAGAGUGGCCUUCCAGGGUUCUAUGACCCGGUUAUUGGGGAGACCAAGACACUAUUUAUCAGAUACAAGUUCCGACACCGGUUCCAUCAAGUCACUCUCGCAGACACAGAACCAAUCAGGCUGCCCCAACAGAAGCAUCUAAUCAAGGACGAGCUCACUUCAUCAUCUUCAAGGUCUUGACACUGGGACGCACUAUCUUGUACAGUGUGUUUUGUGAGGCCAGUGUGUGAUUGCGUGUGAAUGUCGACUGUUGUGUGAUAGUGUCACCGGCUGUGAUUGGCCAUGGUAUUAACAGUGGACCCAGCUUAAUCCUGCCAACCUGCAUCAGCCUUCCUCUUAUUCCAGAGUUGGAUCUUCUCCAACAGGCUGAAUAACCCAUUGAAGCACUUGACCAAAUAGCAUCAGACAUGAAGAUGCCCCAAUAUAACAGUUUCCAUUGCUGGGCGGAUAUCUUUAUGGGUAACCAUGCUCAACAGCCUGUUGGUCACUUUAGGUAUGUGUCUAGAUAGUGUAAGUUGUGCCAUGUGUGAAACUGGGAACAAUGUGUUGGAAUCUAGUCUUGUAACAUUAUCAAGUAUGUCACAGAUUUUACAGUGUAGUGGAGAGGGGUGUAGGUAUGGUGGGUAGGCCUGAGGCAUAGUGUGGAGGACAAGGUUAGGGGUAGAGGGUAGGUCUGAGGCAUAGUGUGG
Haliotis rubra (blacklip abalone) is the source of this 2216-nucleotide messenger RNA. Its product is annotated as dnaJ homolog subfamily C member 11-like. Gene Ontology annotation, biological process: cristae formation. The transcript has 17 exons. The record is from RefSeq and is a predicted model, not a curated record. Lineage: Eukaryota; Metazoa; Mollusca; Gastropoda; Lepetellida; Haliotidae. The coding region runs from base 7 to 1707 and encodes 566 amino acids.